Molecule: messenger RNA, 5510 nt
Organism: Lemur catta (Ring-tailed lemur)
Lineage: Eukaryota; Metazoa; Chordata; Mammalia; Primates; Lemuridae
Gene: FAM193A
Product: family with sequence similarity 193 member A
Exons: 21
Coding region: 275-4801 (1508 amino acids)
Source: RefSeq, a predicted model, not a curated record
AUCCCUUUCCCCUUGUGUCCGCCAUAUUGGACUCUAACUCUGGUCAGCGGCGGCGCCAGGCCGGUGGAGUCGCCGUUCCUCCCGCCCAGCGGCCUCCUCCGCAGCUCCCGCCCGCCCCAGCCCUCCCCGCCUGGGAGGCGACCCCGCGCCGCGCUCCCCGCCCCCGCCCCAGCCGGCCGGAGCGCCCGCCGCCGCCGCCUCAGCCUCCCCACCCUCCGCCGCCGCCCGCGGCCCGGCGCCCGCUGCGCGCCCCUCUCCUGUCCGCCCUCCCGCCAUGAGUCCGGCCGACGCCAAGCGCGGGGCCAAGCGCCGGAAGAACAAGCGAGGCGGCGGCGGCUCGGGCGGGGGUAACGGCGGCGCGAGCAGCGGCAAGGCCGGCCCGGCGGCGGCGCUGCGCGGCUCCCAGGCCGCGGCCCUGGCGGCCCCGGGCGGCGCGGCGGGCCUGCUGGGCGGCGCGGCGGCGGCCAACGGGCCCCUCGGCGUGGGCGCGGGCGGCGCCGCCCCCGGAGGCUACUUCGAGACUCCUUUUAGUUUUGGCAUGAAUCAUAGGACACCACCCUACCCUGCUGGGGAUUACUGUCUUCUGUGCAGAAGUGAACGGAAAGAUUCUUCGUUCUUAGAGAGUGGAAUUAAGACUGCGAGCAAACUGGCCCUUUCCAUGGCUCCCAAGAGCAACAGCGUGCUACACCUGCCGCUGUGGGUGUGCCCAGACUGCCGCAGGACUGUGGAGAAGGAGGAGAGGCACGGUGGCCUCGACCAGCCAGUGGGCCAAGAUUUUCUUCUUCACUCCCCGCUUGGUAGCUCCCAGCCAGAGGCCAGCAGUGGCGGGAGGCUAGCUCUGGGCACACAGACGCUGCCCUCGGACACGGCAUGCUCGUGCGAGGCCUGCAGUGAGCGCAGAGAAAUUUCGGCAGAGUCAGACCGGGAACCUCAGCAGCUGCAGAACUACUGGUCAGAAGUGCGUUACAUGGUUCGCUGCAUAUACCGCCAGGCAGGGACCCCACUGGCAGACGACCAGGACCAGUCUCUGGUCCCUGACAAGGAGGGAGUGAAGGAGCUCGUGGAUAGGCUCUGUGAGAGGGACCCCUACCAGCUGUACCAGCGACUGGAGCAGCAAGCCCGAGAGUAUGUGCUGGAGAUGAAGGUCCGCCUGCUCCGACAGCUGUCAGCUGCGGCAAAGGUGAAGGCACCGUCUGGCCUGCAGGGCCCACCACAGGCGCACCAGUUCAUCUCCCUCCUGCUCGAGGAAUAUGGUGCCCUCUGCCAGGCGGCACGCUCCAUCAGCACCUUCCUUGGCACUCUGGAAAAUGAGCACUUGAAAAAGUUCCAGGUGACUUGGGAAUUGCAUAAUAAACACCUGUUUGAAAAUCUGGUCUUUUCGGAGCCACUUCUCCAGAGCAACUUGCCAGCACUGGUAUCUCAGAUCAGGCUAGGAACUACCACGCACGACACCUGCAAUGAGGACACUUACAGCACCUUGUUGCAGAGGUACCAGCGCUCUGAAGAAGAGCUACACAAAGUCGCCGAGGAGUGGCUGGAGUGCCAGAAGAGGAUCGAUGCCUAUGUGGAUGAGCAGAUGACAAUGAAAACCAAACAGCGCAUGUUAACAGAAGACUGGGAACUUUUUAAACAAAGAAGAUUCAUCGAAGAGCAGUUAACUAAUAAAAAAGCAGUGACUGGUGAGAACAACUUUACGGACACCAUGAGGCACAUGUUGUCGUCCCGGCUGAGCAUGCCUGACUGCCCCAACUGCAACUACAGGAGAAGGUGUGCUUGUGAUGACUGCAGCCUCUCACACAUCCUUACUUGUGGUAUCAUGGAUCCACCUGUCACUGAUGACGUCCACAUUCACCAGCUCCCACUCCAGGUGGACUCUGCUCCUGACUACCUCCCCGAGAUGCGCCCACCGAGCGUGUCGUCAGCAAGCUCAGGGUCCGGCUCCAGCUCCCCCAUCACGGUUCAACAACACCCCAGGCUCAUCCGCACAGACAGUGGCUCUGCACCAGCUUUUUGCAGUGAUGAUGAGGACGUGGCACCACUGUCAGCUAAAUUUGCUGACAUUUACCCAUUGAGUAGCUAUGAUGAUGCUGAGGUGGCGGCCAGCAUGAAUGGAAUCCACAGCGAGUCCCACAGCGGUGGGGGAAGCAUGGCCCUAAAAGAAGAGUCUCCUCAGGUGAGCAGCACCAGUAGUAGUUCUUCGGAAGCUGAGGAUGAAGACGCAGACGGUGAGAGUAGCGGGGAGCCCCCAGGUGCCCCGGGUGAAGACGGGGACCCAGGGAACAGGAGCCCCCGGGGUGAGGGGAGUAAGGCGGACAGUCCACCCCCAUCUCACCCAACACAGCAGGCUGAACAAGCUCCAAACACUUGUGAGUGUCAUGUUUGUAAACAAGAAGCUUCUGGACUGACACCAUCUGCAAUGACAGCUGGAGCCCUUCCACCUGGCCAUCAGUUCAUGACCCCAGAGAAACCUACACACCCCGCACUGCAUCUUUACCCCCACAUCCAUGGACACGUGCCUUUGCACACUGUCCCACACCUGCCACGCCCCCUUAUCCACCCGACCUUGUACGCAGCACCUCCCUUCACACACAGUAAGGCUUUACCGCCAGCACCUGUUCAGAAUCACACAAAUAAGCAUCAGGUAUUCAAUGCAUCUCUUCAAGACCAUAUUUAUCCGAGCUGUUUUGGGAAUACUCCAGAGUGGAAUAGUUCUAAAUUUAUAAGUCUUUGGGGAUCAGAAGUGAUGAAUGAUAAGAACUGGAAUCCUGGCACUUUCUUGCCAGAUACAAUUUCUGGGAGUGAUAUAUUAGGGCCAACACUCUCAGAAACAAGACCUGAAGCCCUUCCACCUCCGUCUAGCAGUGAAACACCUGCAGUUUCGGAUAAAGAGAAAAAAAAUGCUGCAAAAAAGAAGUGUCUGUACAAUUUUCAAGAUGCUUUUAUGGAAGCAAACAAAGUUGUCAUGGCCACUUCAUCAGCCAUGUCCUCCGUGUCCUGCACAGCUACCACAGUGCAGUCGAGCAACAGCCAGUUCAAAGUGUCGUCCAAGAGACCUCCUUCAAUAGGCGAUGUCUUUCAUGGCAUCAACAAGGAGGAUCACAGACACUCGGCACCGACAGCCCCAAGGAACAGCCCCACGGGCCUGGCCCCGCUCCCAGCACUCUCUCCUGCUGCACUCUCACCUGCCUCCACCCCUCACCUUGCAAAUCUUACAGCCCCAUCAUUCCCCAAAGCUGCAACCACAGCUCCCGGGUUUGUGGACACACGCAAAAGCUUCUGUCCUGCUCCCCUGCCCCCCACCACAGACGGCUCCAUUAGUGCCCCUCCGAGCGUCUGCAGUGACCCUGACUGUGAAGGACACCGCUGCGAGAAUGGCGUCUAUGACCCACAGCAGGACGACGGGGAUGAGAGUGGGGACGAGGACAGCUGCUCUGAGCACAGCUCCAGCACCUCGACCUCCACCACCCAGAAGGAGGGCAAGUACUGUGACUGCUGCUACUGCGAGUUCUUCGGGCAUGGUGGGCCUCCAGCUGCACCAACAAGUAGGAAUUAUGCAGAAAUGAGAGAGAAGCUUCGUUUACGGCUGACCAAGAGGAAAGAAGAGCAGCCUAAAAAAAUGGAUCAGAUCUCGGAAAGGGAAAGUGUCGUUGACCACCGAAGGGUAGAGGAUUUGUUACAGUUUAUAAACAGCUCAGAGACCAAACCAGUAAGCAGCACUCGAGCAGCCAAGCGAGCAAGACAUAAGCAGAGAAAGCUGGAAGAGAAAGCUCGCCUAGAAGCCGAGGCCAGGGCCCGGGAGCAUCUACACCUCCAGGAGGAGCAGAGGCGUCAGGAGGAGGAGGAGGAAGAAGAGGAGGAGGAGGAACAUUUCAAGGAGGAAUUUCACCGACUUCAGGAGCUUCAGAAGCUAAGAGCUGUAAAAAAGAAGAAGAAGGAGAGGCCAAGUAAAGACUGCCCCAAGUUGGACAUGCUUCCUAGAAAUUUCCAGGCAGCAACAGAAUCUGUCCCUAACUCUGAGAACACGCACAAUGGCUCACUGGAGCAAACUGAAGGACCAGAAACCACCUCUUGCUCCCCUUCACAUGUGAUUCACGUGAAUCACACAGAGCCCAGGCCAGGGCCAGGAGCCGACAGGGACACUGCAGACCCCAUCAAUAACAGAGACUCCAAACCUCUCCUCCCCAAAGAGGUCAGUGGGAAGCAGCAUGAGCCACUCUCUUUUUUCUUGGACAUAAUGCAUCAUCAUAAAGAGGGAAACGGCAAACAGAAGUUAAAGCAGACCAGUAAGGCCAGCAGUGAGCCAGCACGGAAGCCCGUGGAGCCCCCCAAAGCCACAGAGGGGCAGCCCAAACCCCGGGCCCAGACUGAGUCAAAGGCUAAAGUGGUUGACCUCACUUCCCUCACAGAGCAGAAAAGAGAGGAGAGAAAAGUGAGCAGUAAUAACAAUAACAAAAAGCAGCUGAACCAUGUCAAGGAGGAAAGGUCAAACCCAGUCCCUGCUGAGCCCGCCUCUCCCAGCGAGCUUCAGCAGAACAACAAGCUGCUACUGGCAGAUUCUCCUCAGCCAAAAGGCAGGAACAAGAAAAAUAAGAAGAAGAAAGGAGACAGAGUCAGCAAUUCGAUUGAUGAUGUCUUUCUGCCUAAAGAUAUUGACCUAGACAGUGUGGAUAUGGAUGAGACAGAGAGGGAAGUGGAAUAUUUCAAAAGGUUCUGCUUGGAUUCUGCUAGACAGACCCGACAAAGACUGUCCAUCAACUGGUCCAAUUUUAGCUUGAAAAAAGCCACCUUUGCUGCCCACUGAACGAGGCCUGCCUGGAGAGGGACAUGCGGGAGGCGGGCUAGGCUGCGCCACCCCGAGAGCCGAGCCCAUUGCUGGCCCCCCAGAGCCAGAGCUCGCCCAGGGCUGUUGGGGGCGGGCCCCACCGCCUGAGACCCCAGACCAAGAACUUGCUGCUCGGCCCACGCUGUUAGCUCGUGUGCGUGUAGUCUGUGCGUGAGACCCCUUUGAUUGUAGCUCUGUGCUGUCGGAUUGGAACAGUAGUUCGCGCCAAGUCCUCCCACCACUGCGGCCUCGGAGGCCUGGGCUGUGGCCAGAUACGAGUUUGUAUCAUCCUUGUGGCUCCGUCGCCUCUGCAUCGCGCCCUGUCCUGUCAUCUGUCCCCACUGGGUGUUGGCCAUCACUCAACUCUCGUGUGCCCCUGCGUCCACCCAAGGCGGGCUGGGCAGGGCAGGCUUCCUUCGUUCUCUUCCACAAUCUGCUGUUCAGAGUGUACACGUUGCGCUGUCUGUGUUUGAUCCCCCUGACUUGUAGCCAGCUUGUGUAAGAUCCCUUGCAGACAAGAAAGUUAAAAAACAAGAAACCCACCGAGUGCUCACACCAUCAAGUCCGUUAUAGAGUGUACGACUGUAUUAACACGGAGGCCUGCCUGGCUACUUUUUUAACAUAUUGUUAAGUAAUAUUAAAAUCAUUUCUUUCUUUUUGAAAGAUGGAAUACAUUAGUAUAGCAGGA